Molecule: messenger RNA, 3365 nt
Organism: Anarrhichthys ocellatus (wolf-eel)
Lineage: Eukaryota; Metazoa; Chordata; Actinopteri; Perciformes; Anarhichadidae
Gene: slc13a5b
Product: solute carrier family 13 member 5b
Exons: 12
Coding region: 30-1787 (585 amino acids)
Biological process (GO): fumarate transport; transmembrane transport; succinate transport
Cellular component (GO): plasma membrane
Molecular function (GO): sodium:dicarboxylate symporter activity; succinate transmembrane transporter activity; citrate transmembrane transporter activity
Source: RefSeq, a predicted model, not a curated record
AAGCCUCCUUUUCUCCGUUUUCCUUCAGGAUGGCAUUCUUCAAAUAUCUCCGCUCUGUUAAGAAUGAGCUGAUCCUCUUCUCAGCCCCGUUUCUUUUUCUUCCACUGCCUUUAGUGGUCGGGACAUCGGAGGCAGAAUGCGCCUAUGUGAUAGUCCUGAUGGCGGUGUACUGGUGCACAGAAGUCCUACCGCUGGCCAUAACAGCUCUGCUCCCGGCCAUCCUUUUCCCCGUGUUUGGCAUCAUGCAAUCCAAAGAUGUGUGUAUGCAGUACCUGAAGGACACAAACCUGUUGUUUGUGGGGGGACUGUUGGUCGCAGUAGCCGUGGAGCACUGGAACCUGCACAAGCGCAUCGCCUUGAGGGUGCUGCUCCUGGUUGGUGUGCGACCAGCGCUUUUGAUGUUGGGUUUCAUGGGUGUGACAGCCUUCUUGUCCAUGUGGAUCAGUAACACAGCUACCACAGCCAUGAUGGUGCCUAUUGUCCAAGCAGUGCUCAAGCAGCUCAACAACAGUGAGGCAGAGAUACCUCAGAUCCUCAGCUCAGAGGAGCAGGUCCAGACAUCAGAGACGGACAGUAAACAGCCUCCACAGACAGAGAGACAGAGUGAGGGCCAAGCCCCUGUGGUGGUGACUUUCUUGGAUGUGGCGGUGGAGGCUACCAUGCAAAAAGAGGCAGCAGAACAGAAGAAAAUGUGCAAAGGGAUGACCCUGUGCGUUUGUUACGCUGCCAGCAUCGGAGGCACCGCCACGCUGACGGGAACCGGUCCCAAUCUGGUGCUCAUGGGCCAGAUGAACCAACUCUUUCCUGAAAAUGGGGACGUGAUUAACUUUGCCUCCUGGUUCGGCUUUGCCUUCCCUAACAUGAUCCUCAUGCUCACACUGGCCUGGCUUUGGCUGCAGUUUGUCUUCAUGGGAUUCAACUUUAAGAAGAUGUGGGGCUGUGGGGCUGUGAAGACAGAGAAGGAGAUUGCUGCCUAUAAUGUGAUCCGUGAGGAGCAUCGCCGGCUGGGGCCCAUGUCCUUCGGAGAGAUCAGCGUCCUGGGUGUCUUCGUUCUGCUGGUGGUGCUGUGGUUCUCAAGGGACCCAGGCUUCGUCGACGGCUGGGCGACACAUAUCUUCAACUCCAAAGCAGAGUAUGUGACAGAUGCCACAGUGGCAAUCUUCGUUGCCGUCCUUCUCUUUGUUCUGCCGUCUAGACCCCCACGCUUCUGUUCGUGGAGGACUCACAGUUUUGACACAGCAUCCCAUCAACCUGUUGGCCCAACUCCACCUCUGCUCACCUGGAAAGUUGCCCAAAAGAAGUUACCAUGGGGCAUUGUGCUUCUUCUUGGCGGAGGUUUUGCUCUGGCCAAGGGCAGUGAAGAAUCAGGACUCUCAAAGUGGUUGGGAGAUCAAAUGACUCCCCUGCAAAGCAUCCCUCCCUGGGCAAUUGCUAUCAUCUUAUGCCUGCUGAUUGCUACCUUCACAGAGUGCACCAGUAAUGUGGCCACUGCAACGCUCUUCCUACCUGUCUUAGCCUCAAUGUCUCAGUCCAUUGGAAUCAAUCCACUGUACGUCAUGGUGCCUUGUACUCUGAGCGCCUCUUUUGCCUUCAUGCUGCCUGUUGCUACGCCUCCGAACGCCAUAGUCUUCUCCUACGGAUACCUCAAGGUUGCUGACAUGGCCAGGACAGGAAUAGUCAUGAACAUCAUUGGCAUCCUUUGUAUCACGCUGGCCAUCAACAGCUGGGGCAAGGCCAUGUUUGACCUGGACUCCUUCCCUGCCUGGGCCAACGUCACCGGGGUGUGAGCCUGGUACUGCCACAGCAGAGGAUCCACGCACACCCUGCCCUCCCUAUCCACAGGUGCCAAACAAAGACCUCUGGUCAGAGCGACAGCACAGGACCACACGGUGGACCGCCUGCGUCCGAUUGCUGUCAGAAUACAAGGCCCUCAAGACUUGUUUUCAUUGACACCUGAGUCUUGCUUGUGAAAGAAAGUGGUGACGAAUAUGAUUGGGAAAGAAAGAAGAGUGGUUGAGGAAUGAAUUAAAAAACUUUUCGUUAUUUACAUUGUAUCAUAAUUAAGUGACAGCUACACUCAUAAAACAGUAUCACAUAAAUCAUACUGUCAGUAUUUAUACUCUCAAAUACUGAGAUUUUAUAAUCCUAUUAAGCAGCUAAGGAAAGGCUAUUCAUGAGGCAAGACAAGUUUAUUUGCAUAUUUCAGCAAUAAGGCAAUUCAAAGCGCUUCAUUAACCAUAAAACCAUCGAGACAAAGUGCAAAACAUUAUAUAAGGUGUAAUAAAUUGAAAAAAUAUAAAAUAGAAGAGAUAUAAUAAGCAUAAGACAUAAGAUGGAAAAUAAAACCCACUGAAAAAUAAUAAUAAUAAUAUUUGUUUCCCCUACAUCAGUGGUGGAGAUUAUAAACGAAAAUGUUUUACAUAUUCACAUGUAGAGACAUCUAAAUAGCAAUUAGCCAUAUGGUAAAUUAUAAUAAGGUAACUUUGCACAUUUACUCAAGUACUGCACUUAACUACAAUUUUGAGGUACUUGUACUUUAUUUAAGGAUUUACAUUUUGUGCUCCUUCUGCUUUUACUUUAAAUAUUUUCCUUUUUUACUCUAGUGCAUUUAUGCUGUAGACAGCUGUAGUUUUUUGUAACUUUUCAUAUCAAUGUAAUAUGAAAUAUUAUCAUAGAUUAAACUAGAUAUGAAAUAGCCCCAACUCAACCAGACGCAAUAUUAUUUAUUUAUACAUUAGUAUAAUCCAAUAACAUUAAUAUAACACUGACAAGGGCAAUUCAGCUGCCUAAUCAGUACUCUUACUAUUUGAUACAUAUUUGUGUCAAAAAUCUGUACUUUCAGUGAUGUAAAAUGUUGAAUUCAAGACUGCUUUUACAUUAUGGUGUAGCUACUUUUACUAGUAAUAGUUUACUAAGUAAAAAAAAAAAUCUAAAUACUUCUUCCCUUACUGCUACCAAGAACUGAGUGGUUUGCAGGCACAUCUUUCUAAGUAGAUUUGAGGUAACAAACGCUGUCGGUUAGUUUUGGCAUUUUGGUAUUUAUAGAUAAUGGGCUAAUAUGAACAGUAUGUCAGAAACUUGACAAUAACCCCUAUGUUGACCUACUAUGUUGACCAUGUAGUGUAUCAUCACUACAACGCAAGAAACCUAUGUGCCUUGCGACGACAUUGUGAAAUGUCUCACUGCAAUAAUGAAUUCUGACUGAAUUGCAAUAAAGAUGAUAUUUCAUCUAUUUUCUCUUCAAUUUCAAGACCUUUGUAACAGGGAAAUUAAUAAUACAGUAUAUUAUCUGCCUAAGUAGCCAAUGGAAUGAAGUACUUCAUUGGUCUGUGACAAACUCUAAAAAUAAAAGACACAAGUUUUGA